Messenger RNA from Lodderomyces jiufengensis, 870 nucleotides. It is a transcript of the gene IDI1, whose product is annotated as isopentenyl-diphosphate delta-isomerase. Lineage: Eukaryota; Fungi; Ascomycota; Pichiomycetes; Serinales; Debaryomycetaceae. Gene Ontology annotation, cellular component: cytoplasm. The transcript has a single exon. Gene Ontology annotation, biological process: isoprenoid biosynthetic process; isopentenyl diphosphate biosynthetic process. Gene Ontology annotation, molecular function: isopentenyl-diphosphate delta-isomerase activity. The record is from RefSeq and is a predicted model, not a curated record. The coding region runs from base 1 to 870 and encodes 289 amino acids.
AUGUCAUCACAAUCAGAUUAUGCUAAAUUAGUAUCAAGUCUUUCAUCAGAAGAGAUUUUAACUAAAUGGACAGAAAUAACUCCCUUAAAAAAAAUAUCAGGAAUUCCAAGAUCAGCAGGUUCUGAUUCGACUUCAUCAAAUUCACAACAAGAUCAAGAAUUAUUUAAUGGUCAUGAUGAAGAACAAAUUAGAUUAAUGGAAGAAUUAUGUAUUAUAUUGAAUUAUGAUGAUAAACCUUUAGGAGCAGGUACAAAAAAAUUAUGUCAUAUAAUGGAAAAUAUAAAUAAAGGUUUAUUACAUAGAGCAUUUUCAGUAUUUUUAUUUAAUGAAAAAAAUGAAUUAUUAUUACAACAAAGAGCUGAUGAAAAAAUUACAUUUCCUGCAAUGUGGACAAAUACUUGUUGUUCUCAUCCAUUAUGUGUACCAAGUGAAUUAGGUAUAACUGUAAAUAAUUCAAAUGUAAAUGAUUUAUCAAAUGCAAUAGAAGGUGCUAAAAUAGCAGCUCAAAGAAAAUUAGAUCAUGAAUUAGGUAUACAAUUAAAAGAUGUACCAAUUGAAAAUUUCACAUAUUUAACAAGAAUUCAUUAUAAAUCAGCAAGUGGUGAUGAAUCAAGUAAAUGGGGAGAACAUGAAAUUGAUUAUAUAUUAAUAUUAAGAACUAAAAAUGAUAUUAAAAUAGAUGCAAAUUAUAAUGAAGUUAAAGAUUUUAAAUAUGUAACUGAAUCAGAAUUAAAAGAAAUGUUUAAAGAUGAUUCUUUAGUAUUCACACCUUGGUUUAAAUUAAUUUGUCAAACUUUCUUAUUUAAAUGGUGGAAUAAUUUGGAUAGUUUAGAUCAAUUUAAAGAUGAUACAAUUCAUCGUUUACUUUGA